AUGAGGGCCAACGAAAUAGACGUCGGCCAUGUGCCGGGCACGAUGCGGCUCAGCGAUUUGACGACAAAGUCCAUUGUGCUUCAGCCAGCACCUUCUGCUGAUCCACGAGAUCCUCUGAACUGGUCCCGCAUCCGCAAGGCUGUCAACUAUGGCCUGGUGCUAUUCUACGUGCUGAUGACCUUUGUCUUACUCGACAUCUUUGGCGUGUCUUACAAUGCCUACGUCGAGGAAUGGGGCAUGACAUUCGAUGAUUACAACAACAUCAGCGCUGCGAACUAUGCUGGCUUGGGCGUGGGCUGCGUGCUCUUCAUUCCCCUUGCCUACAAGUUUGGUCGUCGUCUCAUCUGUGUCGUCAGUCUGGUGAUUCAGCUCGCUACGGCCAUCUGGGAGGCAAAGGCCAACGGCGUCAACGAGAUGAUUGUCCUCAACUUGAUUCAAGGAUUUGGUGGUGCCAUCAGCGAGACACUUGUGCAGAUUAUCAUCGCCGAUCUCUUCUUCGUCCACCAGUAUGCUACCAUGAAUGGGCUCUUCCUCCUCAUGCAGUCCAUCGGCGCGUUUCUCGGCCCUGUCGCCGCCGGUUAUGUGGUUGUCAGUCGGGGAUGGCGAUGGCAGUGGUGGUGGUGCGCUAUUUUCCUGGGCGUCAGCCUUGUUUCCGUGUUUUUCUUCUUCGAGGAGACAGCCUAUGUCCCGACCAUCGACGGUACACGAAUUGAACAAGGGAAUAUAAACCCGGAGAACCUCCAUAAAGGUGAAGAAGACAAGGAAGGACAUAAAAGACUUACAAACAUUACAUCCAUGCAGCACGAUACGGUGGUACCGACCAGUUCAUGUUCAGAACGGCUCCGGCUCUACACGAAAACCCCAGACAGCGUCGGACACCAUGUCUGGCAGCCCUUUGUCCUCCUAUUGCGAGUACCAGCGGUUGCUUAUACAGCGCUCACAUAUGGUAUGCUACUGGCCAACUUUGCUGUCAUAGGCUCUGUCAAUUCAGGCUGGCUUUUUAACCCACCUUAUAAUUUCGACGCGAUCGGAGUCGGCCUCUUCAACAUUGCGCCUUUCAUUGGAGCCCUUAUCGCCAGUGUCGUAGUUGCACCAUUGAGUGAUCGACUGGUUAUUCAGCUUGCAGCUAAGAAUGACGGCAUCUAUGAAGCUGAGAUGCGACUCUGGCCAGCAAUCCCAACAUCACUGCUGGCCUGCGGCGGCCUGCUAUUGUAUGGAAUAAGCAUUGCACAGGAACGACCGUGGAUCAUUGUAGCAGUCGGCGGCGCGGUAUUUGGUUUUGGUUUUGUAAGCUGUUGUGAUAUCGCGCUGUCAUAUCUCACCGAUUGCUAUCAGCUCCUUAUUGGUGACGCUAUCGUCGGAGUCAUUUUCAUCCGGAACGUGAUUUCGGUUAUCAUAUUAUUCACUUUGACCCCAUGGAUCAAUGGUAUGGGUCUCCAGAAUAUGUUCAUUUUGGUGUCCUUCAUCACCCUUGCUAUCACAUUAGGCUUUCCGGUCCUAUUGCUUGUCUUCGGCCGAAAGUUUGGACAAAGUACCGCGGCAAUCUCCGAGAAAUACGGUCGUCAGUAUCAUUCUUCGCGCCGCUUCUAG
This is a messenger RNA of Diaporthe amygdali, 1590 nucleotides long. RefSeq lists its product as uncharacterized. The transcript is spliced from 5 exons. The record is from RefSeq and is a predicted model, not a curated record. Gene Ontology annotation, biological process: transmembrane transport. Gene Ontology annotation, molecular function: transmembrane transporter activity. NCBI's taxonomy places the organism in Eukaryota, Fungi, Ascomycota, Sordariomycetes, Diaporthales, Diaporthaceae. The coding region runs from base 1 to 1590 and encodes 529 amino acids.